Messenger RNA from Ailuropoda melanoleuca (giant panda), 1475 nucleotides. It is a transcript of the gene NDUFAF3, whose product is annotated as NADH:ubiquinone oxidoreductase complex assembly factor 3. Gene Ontology annotation, cellular component: mitochondrial inner membrane. The transcript has 4 exons. Gene Ontology annotation, biological process: mitochondrial respiratory chain complex I assembly. Bases 629 to 1339 code for a protein of 236 amino acids. The record is from RefSeq and is a predicted model, not a curated record. Lineage: Eukaryota; Metazoa; Chordata; Mammalia; Carnivora; Ursidae.
CUCGGAACCAUUUUAAGGAGAAACCAAUAAGCCACGCCCCCUCGCGCUCCCGAGAAGCCAAUCGACGCGCAGCCACGCCCCGGUAGACGCGCGGCGGCGACGCCAACGGUCGCGCGGGUGACGGUUGGGGAGGGGCGUGAUUCGCGGGAGAGCGAGGGAAACCUGAGCCGGCCGCCCCGCCCUGGGAACCCGACGCUCCAAAGCCUGGGAUUAGGGGGCUCGAAGGCUGGCCCCACGCCCUGGCCAGGUGUGCGGGACUCGACCAGGUGCGCGGGCGCCCCGCCCCAGGCCCCGGGAGCCCUGCGAAAUGGCCGAGAGCCGGGGACCAGGCUGCGGCGGGGGCCCAGGCUGCGCUCUGAGGCCGGCCACGCCACCAGGUGUCUGUCUCCCCCAGGACGGUCUACGGGGGCCCGGGGCGGGGCAGGCGGCAGGUGCAGACACCGGAGCCGCGCUGGGGGACGGGCCCUCCUGGGACAAUUGGCACCGGCCGGCUCCUUCAAAAUCCCGCGCUGGGGCAGCCGACCUGCGCGGUGCCCUCCGGGACGCAGGGGGCGCUGUCGGCGCGCUGCAGUGGGCUCCGCCACGACCCCGCUAACCCAGCGCCGGCCUCCCUGCACGCCGCUCCGCCAUGGUCGCCGCGUUCGUGCUUCGCGGCCUGUGCCGAGCGCAAGCCGCGCCACGCUGGUCCCCCGCCGAGCUGCUGAGGGUCCCACGGCGAGGGCAUCGGCUCACGCCGGCGGACGACGAGUUGUACCAGCGGACGCGCAUCUCUCUGCUGCAGCGCGAGUCCCCGCAGUCCAUGUAUAUCGACAGCUACAGCAGCCGCGGCUUCAUGGUCAACGGAAAUCGUGUGCUUGGGCCCUGCGCGCUGCUCCCGCACUCGGUGGUGCAGUGGAACGUGAGCAGCGAGGCCGCGGAGGGCCCGAGUCCCAGGCCUGCCCCCCGAUUCUGUCCCUGGCCAACUUGGGCUUUUCCGUUGCCCCUUUGUGGCGCAGGUAAGGGUUCUGUGGGGAAAACCGCGCGAACUCGUUUAACCUGCCUCCUCCCAACACAGGUAGGAACUCACCUGGACAUCACCGAAGAAAGCUUCUGUCUCUUCUGGUUGCUGGAGCCACGAAUAGAGAUCGUUGUGGUGGGCACGGGAGACCGGACUGAACGGCUGCAGCCCCAGGUGCUGCAAGCCCUGAGGCGGCGGGGCAUCGCCGCGGAAGUGCAGGACACGCCCAAUGCCUGUGCCACAUUCAACUUCCUGUGUCAUGAAGGCCGAGUAACAGGAGCUGCUCUUAUCCCUCCGUCCGGAGGGACGGUGCUCACAUCUUUAGCACGGGCAGCAGAAUGAGCCACCAGGAACUGACCUAACCUGUCCAGGAGGGUCCUGGCACUUUGUGCAAAAUGCUUUCAUUAGCCCUUCCCCUUUGGCACUGUAACACUUGUCUUUCUUGCCAGCAAAUUAAUAAUUUAAUCCACUUUUCCCA